AUGAUAAGUUCAAUACGCGCGAACUUAAUAUCUUCAAAAUUAGCUGUCUUAAUAUAUGUUGACCAAAAGGUUUAUAAUACUUUCCACCUUACCAAGAGACAUUUUCCUGAAAAACUUAAAAUUGCUAGAGUUUUACUGGUAUAUAAAACAGGCGAAAUGACUAAUGUAUUGAAUUAUAGACCAAUCUCAAUUCUUUCAUGUUUCUCAAAAAUACUAGAACGUACAAUGUACAAUAGGCUUCAUUCAUUUUUGACUUCAAAAGAUAUUCUACAUGAAAGUAAAUUUUGUUUGCAAGCUGAUCAUUUUACGGAUCAUGAAAUUGUUGAACUCCUUCACUUAACGACUGGUAGCCUUGUGGUAGAGUAUUCGCCUCAGAUGCGGAAGGUCUAG
Hydractinia symbiolongicarpus is the source of this 390-nucleotide messenger RNA. RefSeq lists its product as uncharacterized. Bases 1 to 390 code for a protein of 129 amino acids. NCBI's taxonomy places the organism in Eukaryota, Metazoa, Cnidaria, Hydrozoa, Anthoathecata, Hydractiniidae. The transcript is spliced from 2 exons. The record is from RefSeq and is a predicted model, not a curated record.